Molecule: messenger RNA, 1191 nt
Organism: Fulmarus glacialis (Northern fulmar)
Lineage: Eukaryota; Metazoa; Chordata; Aves; Procellariiformes; Procellariidae
Product: polypeptide N-acetylgalactosaminyltransferase 13-like
Cellular component (GO): Golgi apparatus
Source: RefSeq, a predicted model, not a curated record
AUGGUGCUGGGCAAUGGGUUUUCCUCCGAGGGCUGGGAGCUGGCGUUCGCCCUGGCAGGCGGGGUGCAGCGCACGGACUUUCGGUGUGAAGGUGUCGGGGAAGUGGCAGCGGUUGCUAACGUGUUCCAGCGGAGGUAUUACAGGAAUGGGAAAGUCCCCCUUUUGCAAGCGUACUCCUCAGCAGCGGCAGCAACAAAAUGCACUUGCGUGCCGCCCGUCACCAAUUCAGAAUCUGUUAUUUCUCGAAACCAAGAAGGUCCUGGAGAGAUGGGAAAGGCUGUGCUCAUCCCGAAGGAUGACCAGGAGAAGAUGAAAGAGCUGUUCAAAAUCAACCAGUUUAACCUGAUGGCCAGUGACUUGAUUGCCCUGAACCGAAGUCUGCCCGAUGUGAGGUUAGACGGGUGCAAGACAAAAGUCUACCCCGACGAACUGCCCAACACAAGCGUAGUUAUUGUGUUUCACAACGAAGCCUGGAGUACUCUGCUUCGGACCGUCUACAGCGUUAUCAAUCGCUCGCCGCACCGCCUGCUUUCUGAAAUCAUCCUGGUGGACGAUGCCAGCGAGAGAGAGUUUUUGAAGGCCUCAUUAGAGAAUUAUGUGAAAAAUCUGGAAGUCUCAAUAAAAAUCAUUCGGAUGGAGCAGAGGUCAGGACUGAUCCGCGCUUUUGCAGCCUCUAAAGGGCAGGUGAUAACGUUCCUGGACGCGCACUGCGAGUGCACCCUGGGCUGGCUCGAGCCGCUGCUGGCCAGGAUAAAGGAGGACAGGAAAACUGUCGUCUGCCCAAUCAUUGAUGUGAUCAGCGAUGACACGUUUGAAUACAUGGCUGGAUCGGAUAUGACUUACGGAGGGUUUAACUGGAAACUUAACUUUCGCUGGUAUCCGGUUCCCCAGAGAGAGAUGGACAGGCGGAAAGGAGACAGGACCUUGCCUGUGAGGACCCCUACUAUGGCUGGUGGCCUAUUUUCUAUUGACAGAAACUACUUUGAAGAGAUAGGAACUUACGAUGCAGGAAUGGAUAUCUGGGGUGGCGAGAAUCUUGAAAUGUCUUUUAGGUGCUGUUCUGCUCUGGCUCUUGGCAACUGCGUGGGAAUCCUGUCGGGAUUUGUGGCGUGGGUCAGCCAGCUCCGGGUCGGGAUGAUUUGGGGUUUGCGGUCCUGUGUAGUGUGGGUUGAGCUGAUACCUCUGCCUGUG